CAUUUAUUAAUUCUCUUAUGACACGGUCUCAACAUUUUGUCACAACGCAAAUCCACCACCAACCACAUUAAUGCCCAAUGUUCUAAAUUCAUGAGACCAUAGCUAAUUUUGAUCAAACAUUUUCAUCAUAGUGUGUGUUGUUUUUUAUCAAACAUGGUGGAAGAAAAUAGAGAAGAAGGUAGAUCCUUAGCCGAGACCCCUACUUGGGCUGUUGCAACUGUCAUCACUCUUUUGGUUUCUCUUAGUUUCUUGUCUAAUGGCACAUUGAAAAAAUUGGUUAAGUGGUUGGGUAGAACUAAGAGAAAAUCCCUUCUCUCCGCUUUGGAAAAAAUGCAAGAAGAAUUGAUGCUUUUUGGACUUCUGUCAUUGCUGAUGGGCCAUUGGAUUAUUUUUGUGGCAAAGAUUUGUGUCAAGUCAUCAGUAUUAAGCAGCAGAUUUUUUCCAUGUGCACUGAAAGAGAGUUUUGGAAUUGUUAAACAUAAUGUGUGGUCCAAUUUAGAAUAUUCAAAUAAAACAAUUCUCAAAGAGCAAGUGAACAAUGAUGGUCUGCAUAAUUUCUGUCCUAAGGGUCAUGAAUCAUUUGCUUCUUAUGAAAGUCUUGAGCAGCUUCAUCGCUUUGUGUUUGUUCUUGGGAUCACUCAUGUUUCCUAUAGCUUUGUUGCUGUUGCACUAGCCAUGAUCAAGAUAUAUAGCUGGAGAACUUGGGAAAAUGAAGCAAAGACUAUGGCUAUACAAAGCUUACAAGAUACUUCACAAAGUACUUCAACUUCAAGCAUAAGACUGAAGCGGCUUAGUACAUUCAUUUUUCACCAAGCAUCUCAUCCUUGGAGUCAUCACAAAAUUCUUGUUUGGCUGCUAUGUUUCAGUCGCCAAUUCUGGAGUUCCAUCAGUCGCACUGAUUACAUGGCAUUGCGCUUAGGCUUCAUUACUACUCAUGACCUUCCUCUAACAUACGAUUUCCACAACUACAUGCUUCGAAGCAUGGACGAGGAAUUCCGUGACAUCGUAGGUGUUAGUGUGCUUCUCUGGAUAUAUGCCAUAUGCUGUAUUUUUCUAAAUUUUCAUGGAAACAACUUUUACUUUUGGCUUUCCUUUGUCCCGGCAAUUUUGAUCCUCAUAAUCGGUACUAAAUUGCAUCGAGUCGUGGUAAAAUUGGCUGUUGAAGUAAUAGAUCAUAGUCCGUAUAUGAAGCCUCAUCGGUUUAACUUAAGAGAUGAACUCUUUUGGUUUGGAAAACCAAGGCUUCUAUUGAGAUUAAUACAAUUGAUAUCCUUCUUGAAUGCGUUUGAAAUGUCAACAUUCUUAUGGUCCCUGUGGGAAAUUGAUGAUCCUUCUUGCUUCAUGGACAACCGAACAUUCAUUGCGAUCCGCUUAUCGUUUGGGGUCGUCUCGCAAGUUUGGUGCAGCUUCAUAACUUUUCCUCUGUAUGUUAUCGUCACACAGAUGGGAUCAAGAUUCAAAAAAACAGUGAUAUCUGAGAGUGUAAGGAAAUCAUUAUCUAAAUGGCAGAGAAGAGUGAAGGAGAAACAAAGUUCCUCUUAUGAACUCCUUAAUACAUCAACAACAACAUCAUUGGAGUCUUUACUGCAUGGAAUGGACAAUUCAAAUCACUCUGACUUAAUCAGUGAGAUUGAGGAAGGAAGUUCCUCAGGAAUAAAAGAUAUUUGUCAUUCUAACUUUGAUGAUGUGUCAAUGAUUCAAAGCAAUGCAAAAAUUCCAAGUUAUGAUGAAGAUUACCAUGACCAUUAUCAUGAUGUAAAACAUGAUUUGCCUCCCCCUCCACUGUCUUGAGAAAGUGUUGCUUGUAUUGUGAACAACAUGAUGAAUUGAAUUGGAAAACUGACUUCCUCUCAUACUAUUUAUAGUUUAUAUUAAACUAAUUGCUGCAUGGUUAAAA
Messenger RNA from Medicago truncatula (barrel medic), 1897 nucleotides. Its product is annotated as MLO-like protein 4. Gene Ontology annotation, cellular component: membrane. The record is from RefSeq and is a predicted model, not a curated record. The transcript has 15 exons. The coding region runs from base 154 to 1791 and encodes 545 amino acids. NCBI's taxonomy places the organism in Eukaryota, Viridiplantae, Streptophyta, Magnoliopsida, Fabales, Fabaceae. Gene Ontology annotation, biological process: defense response.